GGAAAGGCCGAGAUCGCUUGCUGCACUGUUGAUCAAGGCUGUGGACCCCCCGAGGACAGAGCGGGCGGAAGGGCCUGCCACGGGAUUUCCCAGCUCAGACAUGCCAUACCGCUUCUGAUUGCUCUGAUCUGUCCGGACUCUUUUCUUACCCAACUUUCCCGCGGAAACCAACUCUUGAAGAAGACCAACCACAGUCCAGAGUUUUGCCGGCCCCGCCAACCAGAGGCGAGGGUGAAAGCCGCGCGACCAGUGAGCCUCGGAUUUGUGCUGGACUGGGUGGGCAACUUCGGUAGGGAUCUCCAAGGCAGCCGGGAGGGGUGCGGAAGUGCCAGGCCUCCCGCUGUGCUAGGGUGGGGAGCUGCGGCGGGGCUAGCCUCAACCAUCAGAAACCCUCCCCAGGUGUAGGGGUUCACCCUCGUCGACCAUGGCCCACCCGUCUUUUCUGGGCUCCCCAGCGGCUCGCGCCAGCUGCCUGGACCUAUGGAAGGAGAAGAACGACCGUCUCGUUCGACAGGCCAAGGUGGCUCAGGACUCUGGUCUGUCUCUGAGGCGACAACAGUUGGUUCAAGACACACUGGAAGGGCUCAGGGAGCUCCUCCACACUCUGCAUGGGCUCCCUGCAGCUGUUCCUGUUCUCCCCUUGGAGCUGACUAUCACCUGUAACUUCAUUAUCCUGAAGGUGAGCCUAGCCCAGGGUUUCACUGAAGACCAGGCCCAGGAUAUACAACGGGGCCUAGAAAGAGUGCUAGAGACCCAGGAGCAGUUGGGACCCAGACUGGAACAAGGGAUCAGGAAGCUGUGGGAGUCUGUCCUCCAUGCUUCCUCCCUUCUGCUGGAGUUACUUCCUGUCCUGCACCACCUGGCUGGCCUACAAGCUGCCCUUUGGCUGAGCACUGACUGUCUUGAAGACCUGACCUUGUUGUUGCAGACCCUGAAUGGCAGCCAGAAUGGGACCUCUAAGGAUUUGUUGCUACUUCUAAAAACUUGGAACCCUCCAGCUUUGGAAUCAGAUGCCCCAUUGACCCUGCAGGAUGCCCGGGGUUUGAGGGAUGUCCUUUUGACAGCAUUUGCCUACCGCCAAGGACUCCAGGAGCUGAUUUCAGGAAGCCUACCAAGGGCAUUGAGCAGCCUGCAUGAAGCAGCCUCAGGUCUGUGUCCACGACCUCUGUUGGUCCAGGUGUACACAGCACUAGGAUCCUGUCUGCGUAAGAUGGGAAAUCCCCAGAGAGCUCUGUUAUACUUGAUUGCAGCUCUGAAAGGGGGCUCGGCCUAUGGUCCUCCGCUUCUGGAGGCUUCCAAAUUAUAUCGGCAACUGGGGGAUACAGCUGCAGAGCUGGAGAGUCUGGAGCUGCUGGUUAAGGCCUUGAGUGCCACCCAUACCUCUGAAGUUCCACAGCUUCUCAUUGAGGUAGAAUUGCUACUCCCACAACCUGACCCAGCCUCUCCCCUUUACUGUGGCACACAGAGCCAAGCCAAGCACCUGUUAGCAAGCCGAUGCCUACAGAUGGGGAGGGCAGAAGAUGCUGCAGAGCAUUACUUGGACCUGCUGGCCCUGUUGCUGGAUGGCUCAGAUCCACGGUUCUGCCCACCACCCUGCCCCCCAGGACCUUGUAUGCCUGAGGUGUUCUUGGAGGCAGCAGCAGCACUGAUCCAGGCAGGCCGAGCCCAAGAUGCUUUGACUGUAUGUGAGGAGCUGCUUACCCGCACAUCAUCUCUGCUUCCCAAGAUAUCCCAGCUGUGGGAGGAUGCCAGGAAAGGAACCAAGGAACUGCCAUCCUGUCCACUCUGGGUCUCUGCUGUCUACCUGCUUCAGGGCUGGGCCUGGGUACAACUGAGGACCCCGAAAGAGGCAAUUAGUAAAUUUAGCCAGUGCCUUGAGUUGCUCUUCCGGGCCAUACCUGAGGACAAAGAACAAGGAACAGCUUCCAACUGUGAGCAGGGAUGUAGGUCCGAUGUGGCACUGCAACAGCUUCGGGCAGCUGCCCUGAUCAGUCGUGGACUGGAGUGGGCAGCCAGUGGCCAGGAUACCAAAGCCUUACAGGACUUUCUCCUCAGUGUGCAGAUGUGCCCAGACUCUGAGGAGACUAGAUCGGAGGGACGAGGCCACUGCUGUCUGUUGGAGGCUGCAGGCCCAAACUCAACUGCCACAGAAGGAAACUACCUGGUCUCUCCCCCUGUACCUAGAAAUCUACUUGAGCUGGAUCCAUUCCCCUGACUGUGAAACCCUCCUUGAAGAGUUUCAGACAUCUCUGCUGGAGCCUCAUGACCUGUAGCUGCUGUUUCCAAGAACCUGAGCUAAGGGCCUAGUGAAUCAUCUCUUUGUGAGAAGGGCCUUUUAUUUUUUUUUUCCUUCCCCCUUGCUUGACUGAAGCUGACCAUUCCUAUAUAACUCCUGUCCUGGUGAGGUUGGUGGCAGUCCUAUGAGAUUUGGCCUACUUACUGCCAUUCUGGAGGAAGCAUUCCCUGACACCAACAAGUCAUUGACUUUGCUUAUAACAACUUUUUCCUGUUUCCCCUUUUCUUGUGUUGAGUAAA
This is a messenger RNA of Sciurus carolinensis (gray squirrel), 2535 nucleotides long. RefSeq names its product FA complementation group G (gene Fancg). NCBI's taxonomy places the organism in Eukaryota, Metazoa, Chordata, Mammalia, Rodentia, Sciuridae. Gene Ontology annotation, molecular function: protein binding. Gene Ontology annotation, cellular component: Fanconi anaemia nuclear complex. Bases 425 to 2215 code for a protein of 596 amino acids. Gene Ontology annotation, biological process: interstrand cross-link repair. The record is from RefSeq and is a predicted model, not a curated record. The transcript is spliced from 14 exons.